Messenger RNA from Parascedosporium putredinis, 801 nucleotides. NCBI's taxonomy places the organism in Eukaryota, Fungi, Ascomycota, Sordariomycetes, Microascales, Microascaceae. The record is from the annotation of a GenBank genome assembly.
AUGGUGUUUCCUUCGUCAGAGUCGGGCGAGGUCGACCCCCACGAUGAAGGGUCGAUUUCCGUCCGCCGACCCUUUCAGGUUCCGUCGAGAGAUCUGGUACAAGAAAACAACCGCACAUCGGGGUUUUGCAUGCUCCCCGACGGCGGCACCAGGGCCGUCGUCUUCGAAUGGGUUCCCGCCCUCGUGGACAACUUCCACUUAACAUUGACCCGCAUCAAGGAGGAGCUCCCCAACACUUCAAACGAGGGGCAGGUGCAACCCUACACACCCAAAACGCUCAAUAUCCUAGGGUACGUCGAGGAGACUGACCAGCGCAUCGCUCUCGUGGACCUUGUGCACCAGGUGCGGCUUCUACGCACCGAGUUCCACAUGAGCCACGCCGCCCUCCGCAUGGGCAGCUUCGUGUUCAUUCCUCGGGACACUCCCAUUGUCGAGUUCCCCAUCGGUGUCACUGCCCCUUAUAUCCUCGAUUGGGGAGGCUACGCCAGGCCCAGCAUCUACCAACACCCUGGCUUCGACGGCUCGAAGCAGGCUUGGUACUAUGACGCCUGGUCCGUCGUCGUCAUCAUCUCCGAAGUCCUAAAGUGGGAGCUCGUCCAGCUACCCAAGUCGAGAAACCUCAACGCCUUUGCCGCGCUCAAGAACAAGAUCAAGACCAACCUACAGAAACCCAACGAGUGCAUACAUGCCGCGCUCUUCCGGUAUGCCUUUGCGUUCCUCGACCAGCGGCACGAUACCCUCGCUCGCAUGACUGUGCCUGAGAUUGAAACAUUCUAUGAUACGAUUUGCAGGCUGAUCUGA